Messenger RNA from Stylonychia lemnae, 633 nucleotides. The record is from the annotation of a GenBank genome assembly. NCBI's taxonomy places the organism in Eukaryota, Ciliophora, Spirotrichea, Sporadotrichida, Oxytrichidae.
AUGUCAGAGGAACUUUAAGAUAUACAGAAGAUGGCUACAGAAGCUGAGAUCAGAGAGAUUAUAGAGAGAGGAAUCUAUAUCCUUCUCAAUUUUACAGCUACUUAUCUAACAUAUAGAUCACUGGAAUUCCUUCCUAGCCUAUAAGAUCUUUAUUCUAUUGGAGGAGAUGAUGGUUCUCUUUUCACUGGUAAUAAGUAACAACAAUAGAAGAAACUUAAUGUGGACGUUUCAACUAAGAAUUCUGGUGAUAAAAAAGUUGCAGGUAUUAUUGACUUCGGCAUUUUCACAGUGAUAAAAUACACAUUUUACUUUGUUCACGUCUUUGGAGUUUACGCCUCAAUAGUAAUGAACGUUCUUUCAGGUUCUGCUCUAAUUAUGAAUCCCAAUCAAUUUCUAGGAACUCCAGCUGAGUAUAGUAUCAGAUGGUUUAUGGAAAAAUAUACUACAUGGUCCUAAAUCGGUCUUCUUGGAUUAGUAGCUCUAACUCUGGCAUCAUUAGUACUUGGUCUCAUCCUUUCAAACGGGACCUAUGCUUUGAUUGGUUUUGGUCUUGGAGGAGUUGGAGUCGCAGAGCAGGUAGUUUUCUAAUCUCCAAUUUGGAUCUCAACUGGUUUUCUUAAGAGAUUAGCAUGA